Messenger RNA from Humulus lupulus (European hop), 719 nucleotides. Its product is annotated as late embryogenesis abundant protein 2-like. Lineage: Eukaryota; Viridiplantae; Streptophyta; Magnoliopsida; Rosales; Cannabaceae. Bases 108 to 512 code for a protein of 134 amino acids. The record is from RefSeq and is a predicted model, not a curated record. The transcript is spliced from 2 exons.
AAACAAAAAUUUACCAAGUUCAUAAGAUUUUUCAUAUUGCACCAUCGAAAGAAGCUACUGCAAAAUUCACAUUCACUUUCUUAGUCCAAAAGAAGAGAGAAAGAAAAAUGGCAUCCCAAGACCAGGGUCGUAGAGCUGCUGAAGCCAAGGGCCGUACUGAGGAGAAGGCCAACCAAAUGGCAGGCUCAGUGGGGGACAAGGCCCAAGCGGCGAAGGAUAAGACCUCAGAUACGGCCCAAGCAGCUAAGGACAAGACUUACCAGACGGGCCAGGCCACGAAGGACAAGACGAAGAGCGCGGCCCAGACCACGAAAGAGAAGACGUCAGAGACGGCGGAAAGGACCGGAGAGAUGGCCCACGAGGGGAAAGACAAGGCCGCGGGGAUUCUUCAAGACACUGGGGAGAAGAUGAAACACAUGGCCCAAACCACUGCUGAUGCUGUGAAAGGCUCACUCGGCAUGGCCAAGAACGACGAUGAGGAGGGCUUUAAGACCAGGGGCAGGGACUAUUAGUUUAGUAGUAGUAGUUGUUACUUUUGUCGUCGUUUUUGUGUGUGUUUUUUUUUCAAUUGUCGUUUUUGUAUUUUUCUUAUGCUGUUUUUCGUUCAGUCCCGCGUUUCAAUGUAUGAUGAAAUGAAGUGAAGUCGUGAAGGGUUAUUCUCAUAUAAUCAUAGGGCUGUAAAAUGCAUUGAAAUUAUAGAAUAUACUUUUUUUUUACUA